Molecule: messenger RNA, 333 nt
Organism: Zymoseptoria tritici IPO323
Lineage: Eukaryota; Fungi; Ascomycota; Dothideomycetes; Mycosphaerellales; Mycosphaerellaceae
Exons: 2
Coding region: 1-333 (110 amino acids)
Source: RefSeq, a predicted model, not a curated record
AUGCCGAUCGUUCACAUCGUCCUGUUCGAGUUCCUGCCAACAGCCUCAACCGCCGAGGUUCAAGAUGUCUGCACCAGGAUGCUGGCAUUGAAAGACAACUGCCUUCACCCGCAAAGCAACCACAAAUACGUCAAGUCAUAUGGCGGCGGCAAGGACACAAGUCCAGAGGGACAUCAAGGAGGCUUCACCCAUGGCUUCGUGAGCGAGUUCGAAAGUGUGGAAGAUCGAGACUACUAUCUGAAUCGAGAUCCAGCACACUUGGAAUUCGUUGCAAGUCUGAAGAAUGUUGUCAAGGGAGUUCGCGUGCUCGACUUUGAGCCUGGCAAAUUCUAG